This is a messenger RNA of Lytechinus variegatus (green sea urchin), 4346 nucleotides long. RefSeq names its product collagen alpha-1(III) chain-like. NCBI's taxonomy places the organism in Eukaryota, Metazoa, Echinodermata, Echinoidea, Temnopleuroida, Toxopneustidae. The transcript is spliced from 9 exons. The record is from RefSeq and is a predicted model, not a curated record. Gene Ontology annotation, molecular function: RNA binding. Bases 116 to 2494 code for a protein of 792 amino acids.
GGUCAAAUAUUUCGCGUCGAACCAUUUGACGCUUGAUAGACCCCACUUCACUUGUUGUGUGUACCAUUAUUGUUGAUUUCGGGGGUAAUUGACGAGUUUUCACAUCAAAUCAAACAUGGCGAUGGGCCGAAAUCAGGAGUUUGAUAAUCUGUACCGUGAAAUUGAUGAGCCUGUAGAAUCAAGGAAGCUGUUCUUGGGUGGACUCAGAAGUCAAAGUUCAGAAAGACACCUUUAUGAAGCUCUCCUCCCAUAUGGCCACAUUUUGGAGGUUCUCUUUGUUCGUGAUAAAAAUGGCAAACCCAAAGGAUUUGGUUUUGUUACUUUUACCAAAUCAUACAUGUUAGAGGCGGUAUUUGCUGACCAUCCAGACAAUCGCAUCAUUGUGGAUGGAAAGAACGUGGAAGUUAAGAGAUUAUCGGAAGGCGAGCCCAGCCGCUCUAAAGCAGCUAUGUUAAAGGCUGCUGUGCCUAAUGAGAAUACAACACGGAUCUUUGUCGGAGGUAUCUCGGAAAUAACCACUGAAGAAAACUUGAGAGAGGGAUUUAGUGAAUAUGGGGAAAUCAUAGAAGUUGAUAUCCCACCAAAUGAGAAGACUGGAAAGGCACGUGGUUUUGCUUUCAUUACAUUUGCAAGCAAGGAGAGUGUGGGAAAGGUUGUGGGAAUGAAGUAUUUAAAUUUCUUUGGGCGGAAAGUAGAGGUGAAAAGAGCCAUCGAAAAGGAGAAACUACAGAGAGACUCUGUACCUCCUCCACCAGCACCUUCACCUAAAGGCAAGCCCGAGGGAGCAAGUAAAGGAGGGCAGGGAGGUGGGCAAGGAAGAGGAGGAAAAGGGGGAGGGGGGAAAGGAGGAGGAGGGAAAGGAGGAGGUGGAAGAGGAGGAGGUGGAAGAGGUGGUGGUGGUGGCCGUGGUGGCCGUGAUGGAGGGCGUAGUGGCAGAGGCUUUGGAGGAGGAACAGGCGGAGAAAUGGGUGGUGAUAAACAGAGACAUGAUGCUGGUGGAAGAGAUCUUUGGAGAGACAGCAUGAGAAACAUGUUUGAUGGUCCUGAACAAUUUGGACCUGAAAGAGACUUUGACCAAGGCUACAGAAGGGAUAGACCCCCUUUUGACAUGGGACCUGAUAGAUAUAGGGGUAUGGGUCCAGAUGGGCCAAUGGGACGAGAAAGGCCAUUUGGACGAGAAGGACUGAUGGGACGGGAAAGGCUGAUGGAACGGGAAAGGCUGAUGGAACGGGAAAGGCUGAUGGAACGGGAAAGGCUGAUGGAACGGGAAAGGCUGAUGGAACGAGAAGGACCAAUGGGACGAGAUUGGUCAAUGGGACGAGAAAGGUCAAUGGGGCAAGAAGGGCCGAUGGGGCGAGAAGGGCCGAUGGGACGAGAAGGGCCGAUGGGACGAGAAGGGCAGAUGGGACGAGAAGGGCCGAUGGGACGAGAAGGGCUGAUGGGAAUGGAUCGUGGGAGAAUGAUGGACAGAAUGCGAGACAUGGGACCAGAUAUGCAUCAAAGAAGAUCACUAGGACCAGAUAUGCCUGGAGUUCCAGGGGACCUGAUGGGAAUGGGCUCAAGAGGACCAAGAGAAGGGAGAGGUAUGGAGCGAGCAGCAAGGGGAGGACAAGGAUUGAGAGACAUGGAUAAAUGGGAUGAGGCAAUGUUUGACGGUAUGCCCACAGACGAAAUGUUUAGAAGUCAGUUUGGAGAUGGUCCCAUGGACUUCCCUGGUUUCCCUGGAGAUGGACCACCAUCUCGUCCUGGUGGAUCAGGAGGAAUACCAGGAGAUUUCAAACAAGAGAUGAGUGAAGUAGAAAGGGAUCUUGAAAUCUCCAAAGCCAAGAUGAAGGAGUACUACAAAACCAUGUACAUGUGGAAGCUCAAGUGGUAUCAAAUGAUGAAGACCUGGACAGCAGCCAAAGCUGCUGUUGCUGCAGAGGUAACCGUGAAUAGCAUAACAGCAAGUCCUUCUAGAGACCCCCUUCCAGCUACCAGCCAGCCUCAAGGUAGUUCCUUUGGUGCUGUAGAUGGGAUAUGGGGUCAAGCCCGGGGUCAAGCCCAGAGUCAAGUAGCUAGUCAGGCUGCAAAUCAAGCUACAGUUCAAGCUCCGAGUCAAGCAAGUCAAGCUCCAGGGCAAAUGCCUGGUCAAAUGCCUGGUCAAACACUUGGGCAAGCACCUGGUCAAGCACCGAGUCAGGCACCCCUUCAUCCACCAGGGGUGGCACCAAGUAGUGGCGGAAAUGAAGACCCUUACAGAGCUCCGGUUGACAGUUUUGGAGGUAGAGCUGCUGGUAAUACUGGCAGCAACUUUGGAAACCAAGGUCAAGGUCAUCCAUAUGCAAACCAAGGUCAGACUCCCAGCUAUGGGAAACAAGAUCAAGACACAAGCUUUGGUGGUCUAGGGUCAAACUAUGGCAACAUGCCUUCAAAGUAUGGUCCAAUGAAGACGGAACCUGCUUACCCUGGCUCUUCAUUUGGAGGACCUUAUGGGGGAAUGCCAGGAAUAUGAGAACUGUAUGUGUUGAAGAAUCUAAGAAACAAGUCAAAGAUUGUAUUAUUUUAGCCUUCCAGUCAGCCUACUCUUUAGUCACUAGCCACCUAUUUUGAGUACUUUACUGAGUACUUGCCUUGAGAUUCCAGCUACAACCUGUGACCUAGGUGAUCACAACACUACAGCAUAGUGCUGUUAUUCAUGGUAUUACCACUAGAAUAGAGCUCUUCGUGAUAGGUCUAUGUGAAUACAAUGGUAUCGUCAAUAAAGGAUCCUAUCACUUUUAACUUAGUUAUAUUUUAGAUGAGUAUAGAAUUGGGGCAAAAAGUUCUAGCUUUUGAUUACUUCUGAUUGAAAUCCAACCGGCCUUGAGUUGAAAUGAAUUUAAGGUUUUCAAGCGUGAGACCUGUUUCCUGUAUCAUGCAGUCAAUGUUAAUAUUAUAUGUAGUAUAUUGAUUGCAUUAUUUUCAUCAGGUUGUUAACUGCAGGACACUUGACUUCAGUGAUUAAGUUAACAUUAGGUUUACUUGAUACAAGGUUAGUUUAGGUGUGACAUCCAAGACCCCAACUUGAACUUUAGCAUAUAUAUUCCAAGUAAAAUUCAAGACUUUGACUAUGUGUUCUAGUGUAUAUAUUUAUUUGCUAGUGCUUAUUUGUUAUACCUUGUUCUUAUAAAAAAUGAAUUAGUCUAACUGAAUGUUAUCUUCAUAUGAAAUCUAGUGUAAAUCCAAACUAAAAAAAAAACAUUUCAAGGUCUUAUUUACAAAAUUUGUCGCAGAAGGUGAAAUGACUUGACAUUACAACAAGCCACAUAUUUGACACAUAAAUAUGUGGACAUUGUAUGUAUUAUAAAGUUAUGAUUUUUGAAUUUAUUUCAAAAAGCAUCUGCAUGUAGACAUGUAUUUUCUCUUUCUGUUGAAAGGUAAGGUUGGUUGUAAAUAAUUAUUUGCUCUAUCCAUAACUUACUAUUACUAUGUAAGCCCAUAUGAUGCAAAAAUUAUUUAAUACAUUUUGUGUACAUCUGCUUUUUGUGCAAACAUGCACUAAAAAUAUGUACAUGUAAGCCCUCUGGAGCUCAUAUUCUAGACUAGCAAGAUGUACAGAUGUAAUUUUUGUAGCCAUAGACUUAAUCUUUUUACAUUCAUUAAAGAAUAUUCUGUCUUUUCUCUUGGUGUUAAUUUAAGAAAUCAUGGUUGAAGAUUUUCUAGCACUGGUGAAAAUGUCAAAACAUUAUUUUAGAACGAUUUGAAAAUAUGAUCUGGGUCCUUAGUCUAUGAUCAGUUCCUUGUGACUGGCCUAUAUUUAGUUUAUCAAUCGUUAAAAAUAUUAAUGUAUAUAUAUGACUUUUAUUGAAUUCUCAACUAGGCUAUUGUUGAAUAUAUGAUAUACCCUGCUUUUAGUUUCUAGAAACUUGGAUUGACUUCACAUGUAUUGGCACUGAAUCAAUUAGCUUUUUUAUUUGCUAGAAUGAUAAGAAUGUUACAGCUAUGGAUGUGACAUUUCUGUUUUCCAGGCUUAGACAAAUUAAUUUUUAGUCUUAUGUCCAUCAUGUGUCCUUAACCUUCUACAUCUUUUAAAUAAUGUACAUAAAUGGUACCAUAUUUGCAAGGAGGUAGGGGGAUGAUUUUGUUGGUUUCAGAUGUUAUCACCACACUCAAGAUAGAUAGCAAUAACAAUCAUUAUCAGUAAUGUGUCAUUAACCAAGUACUCCUUGUGAUACAUUGUGAUAGUAUACAAAUAAUGAAUGUUUAUGAGUGCAAUGGACAGAAUACUUCAUGAGGUGAAAGAUUAAUGAUCCAUUCAACGAGGCCUAUCCAAGUUGAAUGGAUUAUUCAUUUUAUCUUUCACUUCAUGAAGUAUUCUGUCCAUU